CAGGGGCUUCCUGCUGGACAUUCGGGUCGGUGUCGGUCGUGGAGGCGCUGUCGUCUUGGUUGCUCUCCAGGUCGGCAGGCUGGUAAGGUCUUGGAAGGUUCCGUUGUACAGCUCGCUUGCCUGGUCUCGGCUGUUUCGAAGGCUCGCUUAAAGGUCGGACUGCCCCUUAUCCAGGCGUUGGAGCGUCUCGGUAAUGGCGGAGGACACGCUGGCGUUAGCUCGGUGCGUUCACUCUUUCUCGCGACCUUGUUGGAUCUGAACGGCGCUGGAGGAUCCUCCUGUCGCAAGCCGCACUCUGAGACUGUCGCCGCUGUCGAGGAAGAUGUCGGCCGGCUCGAUACGUAA
Gaeumannomyces tritici R3-111a-1 is the source of this 345-nucleotide messenger RNA. RefSeq lists its product as hypothetical. The transcript has a single exon. Lineage: Eukaryota; Fungi; Ascomycota; Sordariomycetes; Magnaporthales; Magnaporthaceae. The annotation marks the transcript as partial. The record is from RefSeq and is a predicted model, not a curated record.